This is a messenger RNA of Hydra vulgaris (swiftwater hydra), 1565 nucleotides long. RefSeq names its product steroid 17-alpha-hydroxylase/17,20 lyase. Gene Ontology annotation, molecular function: heme binding; iron ion binding; steroid 17-alpha-monooxygenase activity. Lineage: Eukaryota; Metazoa; Cnidaria; Hydrozoa; Anthoathecata; Hydridae. The record is from RefSeq and is a predicted model, not a curated record. Gene Ontology annotation, biological process: progesterone metabolic process; hormone biosynthetic process.
UGUAUAACUAAUAAAAGAUGUUUUGCAUGCUCUUUAAAGUCAUUGGUACAAUCUUGGUUCCACCUUUAAUAUGGGUUGUAUGGAUUUAUAUCAAACAUCUUGUUGACUGCUUGUCCUAUCCUCAAGGACCAUUUCCUCUCCCAUUUAUAGGAAAUGCUCAUUUAAUAAGAAAUAGGGAGUCUUAUAAAGUGUUUUCUGAAUUUCAGAAGAUUUAUGGCAGCGUUUUUGGAUUUAGCAUUGGCUCAACCAGAUAUGUGGUUGUAAAUAACUUAGAAGGAGUUCAAGAGGUUUUGAUCAAAAAAGGUUCACAGUUUGCAGGCCGCCCAAGACGAGCAACUUGGAGUAGAGCUCUAAAUGGACUCGUUGCUUGUGAUCCAAGUCCGCACUUUAAAGUUUUACGAAAACUAGCAUCAUCAUCUUUAAAAAUUUAUGCAGAAGGAUUGGUUGGAAUGGAAAAAAAAGCUGCAGAUGAAUACAGUCACUUGAAUAAAAAGCUUCAAACUAUGAAUGGAAAACCAGUUUCUUUGCAAAAUAUGAUAGAGUUAGGUACCCUCAACAUCAUUUGUACUAUUUUAUUCAAUCAUCGAUAUGAAGAAGAUGAUAAAGAAUUUCAGGAUAUCAUCAAAUACUCAAAUUUGACUGUUAGAGUUUUUUCUGGAACAAAUAUUUUAUCUUCUUUUCCGUGGUUGCGUUUUUUUCCUUCUGCUACUUCACGAAGCAUAUAUGAGGUAAUAAGAAUACGUGAUCCGAUUUUAAAAAAAAAGCUACAAGAGCACAAGAGCUCGUUUGAUGAGAAUAACUUACGUGAUGUGACUGAUGCAUUAAUUAAGGUUUCUUUGGAUUUGGAUAUUGCAAAAGGUUCCGAAGAAAAAAUUACUGACGAAAACAUAGAGUUUCUUUUAAACGAUUUCAUAAUUGCCGGAUCAGAAACUUCAUCAAGUACAAUUCUUUGGUUUAUUGUUUAUCUUUUACAUUGGCCAGAAUACCAAGAUAAACUUUAUAACGAAAUUAUAAAAGUUACAUCAGGUAAGCGUUACCCAUGUUUAAACGAUCGCCCCUUGCUUCAUUUAAUGCAAGCCACAAUUCAUGAAACACUUCGAUUGUCAUCAGUAGGUCCUCUUGCUCUAGUUCAUAAAGCGAUGGAAAACAGUUCCAUAUGUGGAAAAUCAGUUCCCAAGGGAGCUUUUAUACUAACAAAUUUAUGGAGUAUACAUCAUGAUGAAAGUUAUUGGAAAAAUCCAAUGUGUUUUUAUCCAGAACGUUGGUUAGAAAAAUCUGGUGAGUUUAAUUCUAAGUUAGGGUAUGCAUUUUUGCCGUUUUCAGGCGGACCUCGUAGCUGUUUAGGAGAAGCACUUGCAAGAACAGAGUUGUUUGUCUUUUUUUCACGAUUAGUAACAGAUUAUCGGUUUGAAAAACCAAAUAGUGAGGAGUUACCGCGCUUGAAUGGUCGUUUAGGUCUCACUUGCUCUCCUUUUGACUUUAAAACUGUGGUCGUUCCAAGAUGUUAAGUGAUUUUAUUUUAAAUAGUUUUUUAGUCUAAACUAUAUAUAUAUAUAUAUAUAUAU